Messenger RNA from Mercenaria mercenaria, 3050 nucleotides. RefSeq lists its product as uncharacterized. The transcript is spliced from 14 exons. Gene Ontology annotation, molecular function: ATP binding; protein kinase activity. The coding region runs from base 7 to 2736 and encodes 909 amino acids. The record is from RefSeq and is a predicted model, not a curated record. NCBI's taxonomy places the organism in Eukaryota, Metazoa, Mollusca, Bivalvia, Venerida, Veneridae. Gene Ontology annotation, biological process: protein phosphorylation. Gene Ontology annotation, cellular component: plasma membrane.
GAGCAAAUGUCUGAGCCAACUGAAGAGGAUAAACGUAAUACGGAAACCUUGGAUGACGAAAUCCACUUACUGUGUUUCUUGACAGGCCCGCCUGAAAAUUAUAACACAGACCAAAUCCAGGAGAUUGACAAUAUCAAACAUAUAACCGACCUGAAAGGUUUGCCAAUGGUUGUUGUGGCAACUAAAUUUGAUGAACAAUGCUUGAAUGUAAUGGAGGACGUGGACCAUCUGUAUAAAUGCAAAAAGUCAAAAGAGACAACAGAAGAUAUAGCAAUUUUUUUUAAGAUUCAGGAGAACCACGUUCUUCCAGUUGUUAACUACACUUCUGAGAACGUCAAAUCAAAAGGAAAAGAUAUACUAGCUCUACAAGCUUUAUAUAAAAUGAUAGAAGUUACAGAGGAUUUCCUUGCAAAGCACCCAGAUAGGCAAAGGCCUAUUCAGGCUACACAGGAAGUCGAUGAUAGACGUGCCCCUGAAGAAGUAAUGGAAGAUGUUGAAGAACAGGGUAAUAAUGAUGUCCAAACAUCUGUUGAUGGACAUCAAACAAGUGAACCAUCAUUAUCGGACAGAUUGAAUAGCAAAUCAUACAGACCUCCUAAAGAUACGUGUAUAUUUGAUGGCCGUUUGAUAAAGCUGGGACUAAAAGACAUCGCUGACUUGGAAAAGAACUGUAUAAAACCGAUUGGGGAUGGUGCUUUUGGAAAAGUAUUCACAAGUAAUUCUGUUUCCGAUGGGUUUGGCAUGCAUGUUGCUGUCAAGAAGAUACCUUUUGACAAACCUGAUGCUCAUAGCCGAUCAAUCAGAAGGGAAAUGAUUACGUCUAGAAUUAUGCAUCCGUUUAUUCUUCCAUUGCUAGCAGUUGUUGAUCUAACUAACAGAAAUCCAAAACCAGAAUUUUGGUUUGUUUCCCCAUUCUGCAAAAAAGGCGACCUUCAGGAAGCUAUAGAAAAAGACCAUACUGGACAAGACAAUAUCAGAAUGAAUGAGAAGAAAAGAAUAAGGAUUCUACUCCAUAUUGCAUUAGCGAUCCAAUAUAUUCAUACAAAAGUGCCAGAUGUCAGGGAUAUCGUUCUUCAUAAGGACAUAUCAUCAAAAAAUGUUGUGUUGGAUGAUGCCUAUAAUGCUCGCCUAAUUGACUUUGGAUUAGCAAGAGAAAAGGAUGACCAAACAACGGAUGCAAGAGGAAGAAUGUGUUAUUCCCCUCCUGACAUUGGACGAGGGAAACCUGCAACUGAGAGCUGGGAUUACUACAUGUUUGCAGUCAUCAUUAGAGAAAUAUUGACAGGCCUUGGACCUCAGGGAAUCAACAACAAGUUCUUAAAGAACAUGGAAGCAGAAGAAGUUCUGCAGAAAUUAGAGAAACGUGUAUGGAUCGAAACAGAUAGAGCCAGGUAUCUUAAUGAUAUUGCUGAGCAGUGUUUGCAACAAAAUGCACGGACUGUUUCUGAAUUUAACACAACUGUUGUUGAAAGAAUAAAUGCCAUCUGGACAAAAUACUUUUGGGGAAGCAAGAUUCACCAAGUUCCUAACAAUUAUGCCAAAUGUCAUAUUUGUAUGAUAAACCCUAAAGCGAGGGAAACAUCUAUGACACAGAAACACGCAGCAAACUGUAGACAGAAAAUCGAAGUAUGCAUAGCCUGCGAAAAGAACUCUUCUCUUAACCCAAUCACAUGUUACUGUGGAACAAAGUUAACUCCUCUAAUAGGAAGUAGAUGUGGUGCAUUGCUGGUAGCAGGAAAUGAUACUAAUAACAAGUCGAUGGCAAAAGCACUGGCUAAAGAUAUAGAGGAAUUGAAGAAGUUGAUUACAUCACAGGCUCCACGUAUAAUGGGAAUAAGCGAGGACAAAGUCCGCACAGUUAUACCGAGUAUUCCAGAUAAGCCAGACAACCCCAAAUUAGAAGAGGAACAAGAACUGUGGCCGAAAGUGAAAGAACAUAUCAGAUACUUUAGUAAUGAAACAGAAAUUGAUACAUUACUUAUCUACUUCUCCUGUCAUGAUGCAAGCAACAUGGGCACUGGAGAUGCAAAAAAUCAUAAUGUCUUCAGGUUUGGGUCAGCUUCUGAUAACAUUACACUAGAUCAGUUUGAAGAUGAGUUGGAAAGUUUGGAAAAUAUUGACAAGCUGAUCAUAUUUCUAGAUCGUUGCUUUCCUCCAUUGGUACGUUUCAAGAAACGGGACAGAAAAUUUAUUCAAAUAAAUGCUUGCAAACAGGACGAAAUGGCAGACAUCACAGAUUCUGGCAGCGUUUUUACAAAGUACCUUAUUCAAGGAUUGAAAGCAAAGUCAGAGAGAAAGAAAUGCUCCGACAGUAAUUGUCAGCACUGUGACGCCUACUGGUCAAACAGUUCUGGUUCUGAUUUCAUUUCAGUUUCGAGUCUCUUUGAUUAUGUCAAGAAACACAUGGAGGCGAUACAAGGUCCGCUACCUGUCCCUACAAUGCAGAUAGAUUUUCAGAACAUUGCGUUCUACACGGAUGAAGAGGUCAUUAUAGAAUUUACGUGUGAGGAAGAACAAAAACGAGUACCACUUGAAUAUCUGCAGAAUAUGGAACUGCUUCAGGAUACGCUGUACGAAGUGUUCAAACGGGACAAAAGCACGACCAGAGUCCGAAUUCAAAGAGAUACCUAUAGGAAAGAUGAUAGAUUUGUAAACUGUGAAACUCUAAAAACUGUUAUGUCGGCAUGGAUCCAUAGACAGCCACUGACAGUGACAUUUGAAACCUCGCCGUCAUAAAACGAGAAAUAUUAACGCAGUUAAAAUCGCAACAUGUCCAGUAUUCUUCAGUUUAGUUGAUGUAGCGAGGAUGUUUAUUCUGACCCCAAGAAUGUAAACUUUUCUACUUAAUAUUAUAAUUUACAGUACCGGAAGCGGAUUCGGCUAUAACAAGAUGAAUGAAUUCUGUAUUGAUGAUAAAAACGUAGGAUUAAUCUGUUACGCAAUCUAUUCGUGCAGAUGUUAUAUACAUACAGAAAUUGUAUUUUCAUUUUGUGUCAAGAGUAGUAUAUACAAACAAACGUCUUAUGACUGUGCUUUCCUGUUUUUUUUUU